UCCUCCCGUAUAACCUGGUACAACACCGGCCUCGGCGCCUGCGGCACUGUUUCCAAUGACGGCCAACUUGUCGUCGCGCUGAACCACGACCAAUUCGACCCGUCCACGCCCAACGGCAACCCGAACCGCAACUCGCUCUGCGGCCGCCGGAUCAAAGUCAAUGCGAACGGCAGGAGCGUCACGGUCACGCUGGUUGAUCGAUGCGCCGGGUGUCCGUAUGGUGGAUUGGAUUUGAGUCCGGCGGCGUUUUCGGUGUUGGCGAGCACGAGUGUGGGGGUGGUGCAGGGGAGUUGGGAUUGGGUUUGA
Messenger RNA from Neurospora tetrasperma FGSC 2508, 306 nucleotides. RefSeq lists its product as uncharacterized. NCBI's taxonomy places the organism in Eukaryota, Fungi, Ascomycota, Sordariomycetes, Sordariales, Sordariaceae. The record is from RefSeq and is a predicted model, not a curated record. The transcript has a single exon. The annotation marks the transcript as partial.